Messenger RNA from Amborella trichopoda, 992 nucleotides. The record is from RefSeq and is a predicted model, not a curated record. Lineage: Eukaryota; Viridiplantae; Streptophyta; Magnoliopsida; Amborellales; Amborellaceae.
UCAAAACAACAGGAGCCUCUCAUUCUCUCUUUCAGCCUCUUAUUUUCUCUCCAUACUAGCCAAAAAAACCCAAGUCAAAAAAUGGAGGACCAAAUGUCCAAAAUAAGCUUGCGGCCCUUCCAACUCUCAGACAUUGAUGAUUUCAUGGUUUGGCAUUGUGAUGAUAAUGUUGCUAGGUUUUGUGGUUGGGAUACAUGCACAUCUAAAGAAGAUGGGCUAGCCCGCUUGAGAGAUCGCACCAUUCCCCACCAACGGGAAAAGGCUAUUUGCCUAAAUGAUCGACCCAUAGGCUCCAUAGGCUUGAUCCAAGGGUCAGGUGCUGGCCUUUGUAGAGCAGAAGUUGGUUAUGUGUUGGCUUCUAAGUAUUGGGGCCAAGGCAUAGCAACACAUGCAGUGAAGAUGGUGGUCUCUACUGUGUUCAAGGAGAAGCCAGGGUUGGAGAGGAUAGAAGCUACUGUAGAUGUUGAGAAUGUGGGGUCUCAAAGGGUUUUGGAGAAAGUUGGAUUCAAAAGAGAAGGGCUCUUGAGGAAAUACUUGAUCCACAAGGGAAGGACCAUAGACAUGUUUAUAUAUAGCUUCCUUUCCACUGAUUCGAUAAAAUGAUUGUCUACUUUUUAAGUGAUGUGAAAAUUUGAUUACAAGAUGGAAGCUAUGCUACAAGGGAUUCACCUUAUUCGUCAGAGAUUUACUUCCAUCUUGAAGGUGAUUCCCUUAAUAUCAUAAAUUGGUGUAAUAAAGAGUAUAAAUCACCAUAGAGCUCGAGAAGUAAAUGGAUGGAGGUUUAUAGACAAUAGUGAUAAGUUAGAAGUUUCAUUCACGCAUGCAUAUAGAGAGGCUAAUGAGAUUGCAGAUAGCUUGGCCAAGAGAGAGUGCAUAUCAAAAGAGCGGCGAGGUGGUGAUAUAUGAAGUUUUAUUUAUGUGAGGAGAGUCUAUCUAUGUAACUUUUCUUAUUAUUAAUGAAAUAACAGUAUUAUUGUAAAAAAUAAAAAAAU